This is a messenger RNA of Colletotrichum godetiae, 330 nucleotides long. RefSeq lists its product as uncharacterized. The record is from RefSeq and is a predicted model, not a curated record. NCBI's taxonomy places the organism in Eukaryota, Fungi, Ascomycota, Sordariomycetes, Glomerellales, Glomerellaceae. The transcript has a single exon. Bases 1 to 330 code for a protein of 109 amino acids.
AUGACCACCCACAAAGAAUAUCGGCCAAUGCACGAAGCGGAAUUAAAGGUUUACGGUGCCAAAUACCUAGAGAUCAAAGAAGAGAAAGAAUCGCGUUCAGCGGUAUAUAUGAGAGUCAGCGAAACAGAAAUUCGCAUCGAACUGUUUUAUGAGGACAUUGUGAUACCCAAAGCCGAGUUCGACUUGGCCAUGGGCAAGCAUGGACAGAAUGCAGUACUCCGACAUACUCUCCGACGCAAACACAAAAGGCUGGGGCAACAUUCAAAAAAAAAGGAUCGACUCGUCACCGCAAGAUACGAAUUUCGACACCCGGGCGCAACAACGAAAUAA